Molecule: messenger RNA, 1423 nt
Organism: Chanos chanos (milkfish)
Lineage: Eukaryota; Metazoa; Chordata; Actinopteri; Gonorynchiformes; Chanidae
Gene: lrrc59
Product: leucine rich repeat containing 59
Exons: 8
Coding region: 126-1064 (312 amino acids)
Cellular component (GO): cytoplasm
Molecular function (GO): protein binding
Source: RefSeq, a predicted model, not a curated record
UUCAAGCACUGUGACUGAACUUCUGGUCAGAUUUUAUUUUUUCUUAGUGCUUCUCUCUUGUUCUAGGAGACACGUCUGCUUGUCAUCUACGUAUUUUUUUUCCUGCAGUUAAACUGCUCUUCAAAAUGAGUAAAGGAAAAGUUGAAAAUCUUCGAGACAAACUAGACGGCAAUGAAUUGGAUCUCAGUCUAGGUAAUCUCACAGACGUCCCCGUUAAAGAGCUGGCUGCAAUCCCAAAAGCGACGGUUUUGGACCUCUCUUGUAAUAAUCUGGUCACCCUUCCUCCGGAAUUCUGUAGCCUGACCCACCUUGUCAAAAUCGACCUCAGUAAGAACCAGCUGACCAGUCUCCCAGAUGAACUCGGCCAGCUGUGCAACCUCCAGCACCUUGAUCUUCUCAACAACAAACUGACGACACUUCCCGUCAGCUUCUCGCAGCUCAGGAGUCUAAAGUGGCUAGACCUGAAGGAUAACCCUCUGGAACCAGAGCUGGCCAAAGCAGCAGGAGACUGUUUGGACGAAAAGCAGUGCAGACAGUGCGCGUCCAGGGUCCUCCAACACAUGAAGGUCCUACAGGAAGAGGCAGAUAAGGAGAGAGAGCGUCGACUCCUCAGAGAGAGAGAACUGGAAAAGAAAAGGGAGGCGAAACAGAGAGAGAGGGAGGCCAGGGAGAGAGAGGCGCUGAAACGAAAAAAAGCGGAAGAGAAAGAGAGGAAAAGGAUGGAAUAUAACAAACAGAUGGCUGCACUGGCAGCACAAGAACGACAGAAGAAGAAGAAAGAAGAGAAGAAAAAGAAAGAGAAGCCCAGUCAAGAUAAAACGGCGGGAAAAGUCUCCGUGCCAAAGGCCAAGCGUUCGGCGUGCUCCUUGCUCCUGCGCCUCCUGCUCUUCGUCUUCGUGUGUGCGGCGUCCCUGUUGGCGGCGUGCCAGCUGACGGAGCUGAGGAAAGAAGCUUUUUGCACCCCGCUCAAUGUCUACGUGGAGCAGGCACUGACGUGGGCCAGAGGCCUGGACAUGGUGCAGCAGGUUCUGCAGAAAAUCUCAGACUUCCAGGCAGCCCAGUAAAACCCUGGCUCCGUUCCCACGUGAGCUGUGUCAGCAUCAAUUCCUAUGGAAUUGCGUGUGUGUGUUUUUUUUUUUUUUUCCCUGGUUCACUGUGCUUUGUUUUUACAGUCCACACAUGAAUAUACUGUGUGGUCCAACAGGUGUUAUCUAAUAGGAAACAAACAAACAAACAAACAAAGGGUGACCAUGUUGAAAUGUAUUUGUUGAGGUGCCAGACAGAACAGGGAAAGUGAAUUUGCCAGUGAGUCGCUGCUAGGUUUUUUUGUACAAAGUCAAGUGAUUUUCUGCCUUGAAAUGUAACCAUAUGUAACACAAUCUUGCUCAAAAUAACUGAUCAUUCAAAAGGUUAAAGGUUUAUA